AUGACAGAGGCCAGAAAGCUGCCCCCACCACUGCCUCCAAGACUGGACUGGUUCGUGCAGACUCAGGUGGACCAGCUGACCUGUGGAGGGGUCCCUGAGUGGUUCCAUGGUGCCAUCUCAAGAGAGGAUGCCGAGAACUUGCUGGAGUCACAGCCACUGGGAUCCUUCCUCAUCAGGGUCAGUCACAGCCACGUGGGCUACACGCUCUCUUACAAAGCUCAGAACUGCUGCCACCACUUCAUGGUGAAACUUUUGGACAAUGGGAGCUUCAUCAUCCCUGGGGAAGAGAGAGCCCAUGCCUCUCUAGAUGCCUUGGUCACCUUCCAUCAGCAGCAGCCGUUGCGGCCACACGGGGAUCUGCUGACGCAGCCCAGCCAGCAGAAGGAUCCAGCAAAUGCGGAUUAUAAGGAUCUCUUCCUUUUCUCCAACACAUUGGCUGAGGAAGCCACCAGCUCUGCUCUUGGCCUCAGCAAACGUCAGAAUCCCUCCUCUUGUCCCAUGGCCCCACUUGAGGAGGCCUUCACAAACCCAGUCCUGCUCCAUCGGCGAAAAGAAAGGAAGCCGUUGGCAGAGCCGGGUGGGGCAUCCACGGAGAAAGCUACUACCUCCUGCCCCCCGAAAGCUCCUCUUGAGGAGGCCCACCAGAAAAUCUGGAGGAAUCUCAAAAUGCUCCCCCGGACAGGCAAGAAGGUCCAGCAGCAGCUGAAAUCCCAGCUGGAGGCUGCGAGCUCAUCACUCUGGGACGCCAAGCCAUCGGUGGUGACCCAUGGCUCUGGAGCUGGAGCAGGGGACUCAGCCUGGAAAAAUAACGUCUACACAGACCCCCAAGCUCCAAGAAACAAAGGUGAGCCCUCCAGGAAAGCCUCAAGGUCAGCCAGCUGGAGCGAGACAACCUCGAGGGUCAGGGACUGGCACCAGGCAGUAGUGAGGGCUCUGUCCUCACACGUGUCCAAACCGGAGCCAAGGGGCUUGAAAGAACCACAGGACUGUCUCCCUGAAGAGUACCGCUCACCGCCACCCUUCGCCCCUGGGUACUGCUAG
Messenger RNA from Lipotes vexillifer (Yangtze River dolphin), 1041 nucleotides. RefSeq names its product hematopoietic SH2 domain containing (gene HSH2D). NCBI's taxonomy places the organism in Eukaryota, Metazoa, Chordata, Mammalia, Artiodactyla, Lipotidae. The transcript is spliced from 5 exons. The record is from RefSeq and is a predicted model, not a curated record. Gene Ontology annotation, cellular component: cytoplasm. The coding region runs from base 1 to 1041 and encodes 346 amino acids.